AUGAAAAAGCAAAUUGACAAAAUAAUUAAAAAUAAUCGGAUAUAUGACGACCCAAAAAAAAUUUGUGACAUAUUUAAUGAAUUUUAUAUACAAUUGACAAAUGAAAAUAAUUUUAAAUAUAAUGUUAACGAAAUAAACAAGACUAUAAAUACUAAUAAUGAAUAUACAAUAUUCCUUAAACCUACUGAUGCAAUGGAUAUAUUUCGGAUAAUUAACAGUCUUAAGAACACAAACGCAGUAGGGUUUGACAACAUCACAACCACUGCAAUAAAAUUAUCUGCACCAUACAUAUGUCAACCGCUAUGUUAUUUGAUUAAUAUGUCUUUUGAAGAAGGUACUUUUCCAAAUAUAUUGAAAAACUCUAUUGUAAGGCCACUUUUUAAGAAAGGCGACGCAUCUGAUAUGAAUAACUAUAGGCCAGUGACGCUUAUACCCAUCUUACAGACCGGCAGACAGAAAGACAAACAUUUUAAUAAUGUUUCCUCAUGUCUUAUUGACAUACAUACUCGUAUAACGCUCUUCAAUUUUAUUUAUUUGUAUAAAUAA
Parnassius mnemosyne (clouded apollo) is the source of this 546-nucleotide messenger RNA. NCBI's taxonomy places the organism in Eukaryota, Metazoa, Arthropoda, Insecta, Lepidoptera, Papilionidae. The record is from the annotation of a GenBank genome assembly.